AUGGAGGUAGAGAAAUGUUCAGCAGAACAGUAUGGAAACACAUCAUGCGAUUCAGACAAGCCAACACCUCCAAACCCUCCUCAGCAUCAGACUACCACCAGUAACCCCCCGGACGGCGGCUUCGCAGCAUGGACACACGUCGCCCUCAUGCACAUCAUCUUCUUCAACACCUGGGGCGUCGCCAACGGCUACGGCGUCUUCCAGGACUACUACACCCAGACCCUCCACCAAUCCCAGUCAUCCAUAUCCUGGAUUGGCAGCGCCCAGGUCUUCUUCCUCUUCUCCAUUGGUGCCGUCGCGGGGCGUCUCACGGACGCGGGACACUUCCGGGUCACGUUCGCCUGCGGCGUGGCGCUCCAGCUGCUGGGCAUCUUCAUGACUUCUCUUUGCACGGAAUACUGGCAGAUCUUCCUUGCGCAGGCUGUGUGCCUGGGGAUCGGUAACGGGUUGACCUUUUGUCCUGCCUUGGCCGUGCUCUCGCAGUAUUUCAAGAAAUAUCGAGCCUUUGCCGUUGGUCUUUCGGCUGCCGGGGCUGCUGUAGGCGGACUUGUGUAUCCCGUUCUGAUAAACCGGCUUCUUUUCUACGACAACUUCGGUUUCCCAUGGACUUUGCGGAUCAUGGGCUUCAUCAUGCUGGCUACUUACAUGCCCUGUCUCAUCUGGUUCAAGCCCCGUCUCCCACCACGCAAAACGGGCGAGUGGACGGACACAUCUGCCUUUCGAGACGUGCCAUUCCUCUUCUUCGCGCUGAGCAUGUUUCUUAACUUCUGGGGUCUCUAUUUUGCCUUUUUCUAUCUCGGAAUGUUUGCUCGGGAAAAGAUUGGAACGAAAGAGCCUAUCAACCUGCUCAUGGUUCUCAAUGGCGUGGGAAUCGUUGGGCGCAUCUUGCCUACUAUUGCCGCCGACAAAUGGGUCGGAAUGCUCAACAUGCUCAUUCCCAUGAGCUUCGCCGCGAGUUUACUCGUCUUUUGUUGGACUGCAGUCUCAUCAACAGCCGGUUUGUAUGCAUUCGCCGUCAUCUACGGCCUGAUAGCAGCAGCACUGCAAGCCCUUUUCCCAGCCGUCGCCACGACAAUGACUCCCGAUCCGAGUAGAACCGGAACACGCGUGGGGAUGAUUCUUGGGUUUGUCAGUUUCUCGACGCUCACGGGUCCAGCCAUCUGUGGCGCUAUCAUUGAGCAGCAAAAUGGAGAGUACUUGGGGGCGCAGUUGUUUGCUGCGGUUAGCAUUCUUUUGGGAGCGCUGAUGGCUUCGGCUGCGAGAAUUGCCAAAGCUGGGCCUGAUUUGACGACAAAGGUAUAA
Trichoderma citrinoviride is the source of this 1302-nucleotide messenger RNA. Its product is annotated as MFS general substrate transporter. The transcript has a single exon. Gene Ontology annotation, molecular function: transmembrane transporter activity. Gene Ontology annotation, biological process: transmembrane transport. Bases 1 to 1302 code for a protein of 433 amino acids. NCBI's taxonomy places the organism in Eukaryota, Fungi, Ascomycota, Sordariomycetes, Hypocreales, Hypocreaceae. The record is from RefSeq and is a predicted model, not a curated record. Gene Ontology annotation, cellular component: fungal-type vacuole membrane.